This is a messenger RNA of Patella vulgata (common limpet), 2703 nucleotides long. RefSeq names its product putative malate dehydrogenase 1B. Gene Ontology annotation, molecular function: L-malate dehydrogenase (NAD+) activity. Gene Ontology annotation, biological process: tricarboxylic acid cycle; malate metabolic process; oxaloacetate metabolic process. The transcript has 6 exons. The record is from RefSeq and is a predicted model, not a curated record. The coding region runs from base 67 to 1854 and encodes 595 amino acids. NCBI's taxonomy places the organism in Eukaryota, Metazoa, Mollusca, Gastropoda, Patellidae.
GGAAUUCGUUGCAUUUUAAACACCGAUGAUAGUUUUGAGAACACCACAUAGCAACUUGUAAACAAGAUGGCGAAGUUUGUCAUAGCUGGUCGUGAUGAUUGUCCAUAUUAUGCUAAAGCUGAGCUCCUCGGCGACAGACUUAAUAAAAAUCUACCUGAUUUUAACUUACACAAAAUAGUGAAAACUAAAUCGGAAUGGGAGACUUGGUUGUCUGAUACUUGUUCAGAAAGAGGCUGGACUGCAAAUAAAUCUCCUUUAGUAUGGAGAGAAUUAUUGGAUCGGGGUGGAAAAGGGGUCCUGAUUGGUGGAGCUAAUGAGUUUCAGGAGUAUGUUAAUGGUUACUAUGGAAUCCAGUCAAGUAUGGUUAGUGAUGAUAUGAGAAAAAUUGCUGAAGAAAAUAGUCGAGUAAAGGCUGAGGUGGAUGCAGAAGAGGCAGCAUUUAAAGCUCAAAGUAAACCAUUACAUAUCUGUCUUUCUAAUGCGAAUAAUCCCAUUUGUUAUCAAAUGAUUAAAGAUUUGGCAUCUGGAGAAGCAUUUGGUUCAUCUAAUGAAAUAACUUUACGCCUACUAGAUGAAAAUGAAGAAAAUGCAGAGUCAUUAUCCGGUUUAAAAAUGGAAGCAGAAGAUUUGAAUGAAAAUCUUUUAAGAGAUGUCAUGGUAACUUCAGAUCCAUGUGAAGCAUUUAAAGAUUGUAGUACAAUUUUACUCAUUGAUGAUUUACAGAAGAAAGAGGAUGAAACUCAACAGGACUGGUUGAAAAGAAAUGUUGAACUUUAUGUGAAAUAUGCCAAAAUAAUCAAUGAGGUGGCAAAGAAAAAUGUCAAAGUAAUGUUGGCUGGCAAUGGGCCUGUUAAUUUGUGUGCAACAAUGAUGAUUCGAAAUGCUCCAAAUAUUCCUCGACAGAACAUAGUAGCCAUGUCGAGAAUGGUAGAAAAUUAUGCGAAGUCAGUGAUUGGAGGAAAAUUAAACCUUAAUACAUCAUGUGUUUUAGAUUUACUCGUCUGGGGAAAUAUCAAUGGUGUGAAAUACGUGGAUGUGUCCCAAUGCAAAGUGACAAAUUAUGAUGGUGCCAUUUGGGGCCCACCAUCUUUUACCCUUCCAGCGGUAGAAUUGAUUCAUGACAGUAAAUGGAUUGAAGGAGGAUAUUUAGAAUUGUUAGAUAAAAGAAAAGACACCGUGACAGAAUCAUUACAUCAUCCUCCAGCAGUUGCCUUUGCAUCUGCUGUUAUUUCUAUGUUGAAUCACUGGUGGCACGGAUCUCCACAAGGACAGCUGUUUUCAUUGGGUGUUUAUUCUGAUGGAUGGUAUGGUGUACCAGAAGGUUUAGUAUUUUCCUAUCCUGUAACUAUGCAUCCUAAAGGUUAUUGGAAUGUGGUACAAGAUGUUAAUAUACCUGAUGAAGUCAAAGAAAAACUACAAAAGGCUGUUAAUGAUAUACAAGGUGAAAUAGAUUUAUUGACAGCCACACCACCACCACCACCACCACCACAGAUGGCAGAAAGUGAAACACAGGCAGGAGAAUCUGUUCUAACAGAAGCUGAUUCUGAUGGAGAAAAGAAAGUGUUUGGAUUAGCACUUGAACAAGAAAAUAAUGAUACAGAUAAUAUUGAAGAAAAUAUGGAGGAAAUUAAAGUAGAGACAGAAAAUGUAGAUGAAAAGAAAGAAGAAAGCGCAGAACUGGUUGAAAAUGAGAAUCUAGAUGAAAAGAAAGAAGAAAGCGCAGAAAGGGUUGAAAAUGAGAAUCUAGAUGAAAAGAAAGAAGAAAGCGCAGAACAGGUUGAAAAUGAGAAUCUAGAUGAAAAGAAAGAAGAAACUAAGACCACAGAGGUUGAAAAUGAAAAUGUUGAUGUUUAAUCUUAAUAUUGAUCCAUAUAAAUAGUUAUCAUAAACAAAUCAUAACUGUAAAAAGAUGGUUCACCAGUUUCUAUAUUCUAAUAACUAAAACAUAUCUACUCAACAACUUCUACCCUUAAUUAAUGUAUGUGUUAGUGAGUGACGUCAUCACUGCCAAUAGAUCUGUCACUGCAGAGUCUCUGAGGUCAUGAAUGUAAAUGGUCAAUUUUGUUUGUUAGUGCUCCUAGAUUACUGCUAAUUGUAGAUUAAUGUUAUCUAAUGUACAAUUGUGUCUUAAUGUUUUUUAAUGUACAAUUGUCAGUUCUGAAGGCAUCAUUGACAAUCAUUAAUAAUUAUUUAGGGUGGUGUCUGCAGCAUAGGGUCUGGAAAUAUUUUCGGGUAGUAGCCAUUGAUAUCUAGCUAUUGUGAGAAUAGAGAUACAGGUGUACCAUCUCCUUUAAAGAUGCUCAGUCAAAAUCAAAGAUAUUUAUUGGAUACUCUUUGAAUUUGUACUGUAAAAUGAGCCAUCAUUUGACAAUGUUGGGUAAAUCAUAUUAAAGGCCCAGUACUUUAAUAUUUGUAGAUGUCAACUUACACAUAGUUCUUUUCUGGUAGAAUGUUUUGUGAAUUAGAAUAUAUGAUAUGUACAAACACACAUUGCCUGGGGGGAAAUGUCUUGUCACAGUGCAAAUAUAUCAUUCUGAAUAGCUCUAUUCUGUCAGAAUUUAAUUUAUAAAGAUGUCAUUAAUAUGAAUUUGUUUAUAUAAAAUAUUUAAUAUUGUAUUACAUUGUAAAACUGUGAUAUUUUGUUACCUGGAAUAUGAAAUAUUUGUAUUGUGAUUUUAAAUAUACAAACUGUUUUAUUUUUAA